This is a messenger RNA of Scutellospora calospora, 134 nucleotides long. NCBI's taxonomy places the organism in Eukaryota, Fungi, Glomeromycota, Glomeromycetes, Diversisporales, Gigasporaceae. The record is from the annotation of a GenBank genome assembly.
UUCAUACAGAUCAUUUUAAAUCAUAUAUAAAUUCUCUUAAAGAAUUAAAUUUAAAACAUCGUCGUGUCUGUCAUUUAAGAAAUAGAGUUGAAAGAGGUACAGGUGUACAUUCAAAUACUAUAGAAGGCACGUAG